This is a messenger RNA of Mytilus californianus (California mussel), 1261 nucleotides long. Its product is annotated as zinc finger protein 468-like. Gene Ontology annotation, molecular function: DNA-binding transcription factor activity, RNA polymerase II-specific; RNA polymerase II cis-regulatory region sequence-specific DNA binding. The record is from RefSeq and is a predicted model, not a curated record. NCBI's taxonomy places the organism in Eukaryota, Metazoa, Mollusca, Bivalvia, Mytilida, Mytilidae. Gene Ontology annotation, cellular component: nucleus. Gene Ontology annotation, biological process: regulation of transcription by RNA polymerase II.
UGUUCUAUUUAAGGACAAGAAAUAUUUUAAAGUUCGGAGUACUCCGGAUUGCAGAAGAAAUAAUCAAACACGGCCAAGAUGUCAGCGCCCUGUACAAGUCCAUAUCGACUGUUUAGAUGGAAAAAUACUGGAAAUGCAGCCUGACCGUGACACUAUAAGGAUUCAAAUCUUCAUUAUCAAACAUGAUCAAAGCAAAGAGUGAAAUGUUUCUUUCGAUGAAAUCUGCAGAUUUUAAAGAAACUCCCAGCAUGGAAGACACAGAAAUGGAAAAAGCAAUACUUGAGGCCAUUGGAACUGUAGUAAAUGAAAAUACACAACUUCAAACACAAAAUGGUACACAAACGGACAAACAAAUAUUUAAUAACAGUUUUAAUUGUGGUUUAUGUGAUAAAAACUUUAGUACGUGUUUUAAUCUAAAGAGACACAUGUCAACACACAUUGGUGAAAAACCUUACACAUGCAGUGUAUGUGAUAAAGGAUUUACCCAAAAAAAAUAUUUAAAGGCCCACAUGAAUAUUCAUUCUGGAGAAACACCAUGUAAAUGUGAUGAAUGUGGAGAAGAGUUUGUACACAGUCAACUUUUACUGGAUCAUAUGAAAAAGCAUAAUGUUAAAAAACCAUAUAAAUGCGAUAUAUGUAGUCGUGUGGUCGCCAGGAAAUAUUACCAAAGAUUCAUGUCAGGACACAUACGGGUGAAAAACCAUACAAAUGUACUAUUUGCGGUAAAGAUUACAAUCGAAAUGAACAGUUACAAGAUCAUAUUAGAAUACAUACUGGGGAAAAACCAUAUCAAUGUUUUGUCUGCAACAAAUUCUUUACAAGGAAAAGUAACUUGCUAGUUUUUGAGAACUCAUACUGGGGAAAAACGGUUCAACUGUGAUGUAUGCAGUCAAAUGUUCACUCGGAAACAUGACCUACAGGUUCAUGUAAGAACUCAUACAGGGGAAAAACCUUAUACAUGUGAUGUGUGUGGUAAAAGGUUUGCUCUAAAUCACAACCUACAAGUUCAUAUGAGAAUACAUACAGACGAGAACCUUUAUAAGUGUAAUGUAUGUAAUCGAGCGUUUACUCGGAAAUAUUACCUAAAUCUUCAUGAGAGAACACAUACUGGUGAAAAACCGUAAAUGUGAUGUGUGUAGUGAAGGUUUUACUCAUAAUAAAUAUUAAAAGGCUUGCUUAAGUACACAUACAAGUGAAAAAGCCUUGAAAAUUUGAUGUGUGAUUAAGGUACUUAACAUUCUUCUUUUUUUUUGGAGCAUGA